AUGCGCUUUCGAACGGAGCUCAAGAACAUUCGCACGUUUGCCAAGCUUACAGCUGCACUUGGCUCUCUUGAGAAGAUCGCUUGGUUGCGCCUUAGCGAUGAUACAGCACGAUUCACCGUCAUCCCAGAUAUGGGAUCUCAAGUAUGGGCCUCAUUAAGCAUGGACUUCAUCUUUGAUGGCUAUCAUAUUCAAUCCGCAGAGGCAGGCAAUACCAUUAACCUAGAGCUUCCUCUUCAGCCUCUUCAACGCGCUCUCAAAUCAGCACUCAACAGCAUGUCUGCUUCCCUACGUCUCACAAAGAAAGAUGGAUUGCCAGUUCUUUCCAUGACAAUCACGACCACUACGUCAGCUUCCAACCCUUCUGGAGCUACGAAACCUUCAGGCACUGCCACUGGCGAUGACCCUUUUGAUGACGACGAGAUGUUUCAGCACGAACACCUGGAGACUAAUUUAAGGCGAGAGCAUGAAAAGAUCAUCACCCAGGAUAUACCUGUGCGAGUCCUUCACCCGGAGACGGUUGAGACGAUCAUGCAGCCCCGAGUACGCGAACCAGAUGUUCACAUCCAACUACCGCCACUCCUCCAGCUCAAGGCCAUUUCAGAUCGCUUCACCAAACUUGCCAUGGCCUCCAACUCAGGCGCAAAUAACGCCAAAGCGCCUAAGCUUGAACUUAGUGCUAACAUGCACGGCGGUCUACGAUUGCGAAUCGCUACUGAAACCACUGAUAUCUGUAGCGUCUGGUCCAACCUCGAGAACCCAGAGUUAGAUCCAGCACAGCUGGAUUGCCCCGUUGAAGAGCAUCCGAGCACAAAGUUUCGAGAAGACGGCCCUGAACGUUGGGCCACAGUCCGCGUGGACGGCAAGGACUGGAGCCGUGUCUUAAGUGUUGGUCGUCUAGAAGGCCGAGUAAUUGCUUGUUUUGCGGAUGAUCAUGCUUUGAUCCUCUACGUCUAUGUACCUCAAUACGACGAUGCCACAGCCGACGACUCAGUCGUGACAUAUUACGUACAGUCUUAUAGCGUAUAA
Molecule: messenger RNA, 1026 nt
Organism: Fusarium coffeatum
Lineage: Eukaryota; Fungi; Ascomycota; Sordariomycetes; Hypocreales; Nectriaceae
Exons: 4
Coding region: 1-1026 (341 amino acids)
Biological process (GO): nucleotide-excision repair; mitotic intra-S DNA damage checkpoint signaling; meiotic DNA integrity checkpoint signaling
Cellular component (GO): nucleolus; site of double-strand break; checkpoint clamp complex
Source: RefSeq, a predicted model, not a curated record